CUCUUCCAGUUUACUACGAAUGGUUGCCGCGAUCGGUUGCGCUUCUUGGGGCUUAGACAGUGCUGCAGCGUGUGAGUGUUCGUGUGUGUGCGUGUGUGUGUGUGUACGAGCGUGUCUGACAAACGGUGUGCAUCUCCGGUUUCGACACUCUGGGCCAUUUUGCUCUGGUCAGCCGGAAGAAACACGGUUUUUUCCACACCUUCGGCAAGCCGGCUACACGCAGCAUUAAAGCAUGAAACUGAUAAUGUAGAGAGCAGUGGGGAGUAUAGGUGUGCAAAAAGUGUGUAAGUGUGUGCAUAAAGUGAAAAAAGGAAAAGGAAGAAAGGGUGUGUGUUUUUGGAUGGCUUUAAUAGCGCGCGAAGUGGCCGCCCUUUCGAGUUUCGUGUUCUCCGUACCAAGUUGAGUGAGUGAGUGUGUGUGUGUGACAUCUCGAGGCGUUUAUCCGAAUUCUGGCCGUGAAUCAGUGGUGCUGGUGCAUCAUCAACAUAAUCAUCAUCAAGGUUGAGCUGCACGUUUGAAGAUUAGCGGGACGAAGCGAACGCCAUGAGCGUUGGCUACUGCUGCGGCGGUCGCGUGUGCGAAAGUGUGCAGAAAGUUGUCCCGAUCUCGCCAAGCUACAGCUGGCUGGACGUGAAGUGAGCGGACCGGCAAACGGACCGGCCUCAGCAACCCAGCAAAGAAGCAGGCAAAAAAAAGCCGAGCCAGCAGCAAUCAUUGCCAGCGAGCAAAUAACACACAAGGUCACCACUGACGACUCCAUCGUGCGCCCCGCCGAACGACCGUAAAAGUGUUCAGCACAAGGCAACACGAGCGGCAUCAUAAAUAAUGGCUUCCAACAUACACAAAUGGGAAAAGCUCUCACCAAGUGAAUUCCAGCAGCUACAGGAUCUAGCGUCAUACUCGACGAAAAAGCUGCAGAACGUGCUGCAAGAGUUCUGUUCGCCGGCCACACCGUCCGCCUCAAGGUUCCAUCCAGAUGGGGACAUCGACUAUGAUGGUUUCCGCAAGUUUCUCGACUCGUUUCUGGACUGCGAAACGCCCGACGACCUGUCCCAACACCUGUUCAUAUCAUUCCUGCAGCCGGCCCUGUACCAGGCACAGCAGCAACAGCACAGCCACGGGAAGGCCCUCAGCCAGAUGGCGGCGAUCAGCAGCAAUGCAGCCUGCGCCCCGGUAACGUCCCACAAUCGUGGGUCGAUACCGAACCUAAACAGCAUAGUGGACAUUCCGACACCGCAGCCGUCGCAGGAAUCGCAGCGGAACAGCUUCGUCGAGCGGAUACACGGGCUCACCGACAAGCUGCAGUCGCUCGGGCAUCUCGGGCUCGACGGCGGCGGUGACAGCAGCAACAAGGGCAAGUGCGGUACCGUCCAUCCGAUGCUGACGGUGACGCCCAGCCCGAUGGGCUGUACGCCACCGAUCCUGCAAGCACCGUUCCGCCGGUCGGCCGACUCGAGCCCGUCCCACUCGCACUCGCACAGCCACUCGCAGAUUUCCCGGAACUCGUCGCGCAAAAGCAACAACUCCGUCAACUGUCGCAUCGAAGAUGUGCGACUGAUUCCUAGAAAGCAAUCAUUUUUGGAUCCGCUACUGCUGAAGGUACCGCUCAAGGACGUCGUCUGCUAUCUAUCGCUGCUGGAGGCAGGCCGGCCCGAGGACAAGCUCGAGUUCAUGUUCCGGCUGUACGACACCGACGGAAACGGAGUCCUCGAUACGACCGAAACGGAUGCAAUCGUCAAUCAGAUGAUGUCGGUCGCGGAAUACCUCGGCUGGGACGUGUCCGAGCUACGGCCGAUCCUCCAGGACAUGAUGACCGAGAUCGACUACGACGGCGAUGGGUGCGUUUCGCUCGAGGAAUGGCAGCGCGGCGGCCUGACAACGAUCCCGCUGCUAGUACUUCUCGGCGUCGACAACACGCUCAAGGAGGAUGGAUACCAUGUGUGGCGGUUAAAACAUUUCAGCAAACCUGCCUACUGCAAUAUGUGCCUCAACAUGCUCGUCGGGCUGGGCAAGAAGGGUCUCUGCUGUGUGCUCUGCAAGUACACCGUGCAUGAGCGUUGCGUCCAGCGGGCACCGGCGUCCUGCAUCGCCACCUACGUGAAGUCGAAAAAGUCGAAGGCCACCGCCACGUUCCAGCACCACUGGGUCGAGGGGAACUGUUACGGGCGCUGCUCGAAAUGCCGCAAGCGAAUCAAAGCGUACAAUGGAAUUACCGGGCUGACCUGCCGCUGGUGUCGCAUGAUGCUCCACAACAAGUGCGCCACGCUGGUGAAGGCGGAAUGUACGCUCGGGGAGUUUGCCAACCUCGUCCUGCCACCGACCGCCAUCUGUCCGGCCGUGCUCGAUCGGCAGAAAUCGAUCAAUUUUACCACCAACAAGGGAAAGAGCGUACCAUCGACAAUACACUUUCAAAUUACCAGCGACCCGAGCUGGUGCCCGCUGCUCGUCUUUAUCAACCCGAAGAGUGGCGGCCGGCAGGGCGACCGGAUCCUGCGCAAGUUCCAAUACCUGCUCAACCCGCGCCAGGUGUACGACCUGUCGAAGGGCGGCCCGCUCGAGGGCCUCACCAUGUUCAAGGACGUGCCGAACUUUAAGGUGAUCUGCUGUGGCGGCGACGGCACGGUCGGCUGGGUGCUGGAAGCGAUGGACAGCAUCGUGCUGCAGACGCAACCAUCGAUCGGUGUGAUCCCGCUCGGCACCGGUAACGAUUUGGCGCGCUGUCUGCGCUGGGGCGGCGGCUACGAGGGCGAAAGCAUUCCGAAGAUACUGGACAAGAUCAACCGGGCCUCGGUCGUGAUGCUGGACCGGUGGAGCAUCGAGGUCAAGAACAAUCCGCUGGCGGCGGAGGAAACACCAACCGCCACCACCAUGCCCGGCCACAAGGUAACACUGUCCGAGAACGUGCAGAAGGUAAUAGAGCUUUCGCAUCGCAUAAUUGCGGAAAAAUCUGUGAUCCAAGCGUACGACGAGGAGGAAAAUAGUACAAACCGAGCGACCGACGUACCGUUACCGCCCACCGCCAACGGUACGACGCAACGUGCCGCAGUGAGUGACAAUAAUGGGUUCGCCAUCGGACCGGACGCUGCCGGCACGGCGAGGGUCGCCGCUAUGACCGCUACGCCCCCACCGACACCGACCACACCGUUCGCGGGCGGUGCCGACGGACCCACCGUAAUGGAAGGUUUCAUUGCCGAGCAUGCCAAUAGAGGCGCGGUGGACCCGCCCCUGACCAAUGGCGGUGCGACGACGCUAGUGUCGUCGAUCGCUGGUGUCGACGAGGACGACGACGACGUGGCGGCUAACACCGGCACUAAUGGUAGCGCGCCGCCGGUCGAUAACGGCCCGUGUACGAACGACGAUGAUGCAGCGCAACGUGCCGAGGACGAUACCGUGAACAGUUCCUAUCAGCAGCAGCAGCAACACCAUCACAGCAACGGCAACGCCACGGACAAACCGAGACCGGAGAAGAAAAUUAUCGACCUACCAAAGUUGAUAAAACCGCAGGUCGGAUCGGAAUUCACCGUGCCGUACAACAUUGUCAAUAACUACUUUUCCGUCGGUGUGGAUGCUGCCAUCUGCGUAAAGUUUCACCUGGAGCGGGAGAAAAAUCCGCACAAAUUCAACAGCCGCAUGAAGAACAAGCUGUGGUACUUUGAGUACGCCACGUCGGAAACGUUCGCCGCCUCCUGCAAGAACCUGCACGAGUACCUGGAGAUUGUGUGCGAUGGUGUUUCGCUCGAGUUGGCCAACGGUCCACAGCUGCAGGGCAUCGCGUUGCUGAACAUCCCCUACACGCACGGUGGCUCCAAUCUGUGGGGCGAACAUCUGUCCCAGAAGCGGAUGCGCAAGGGCCCGUUCCGCAAGAAGCUUAAAAACUCCGACAAAGAGCUGUCGGCGAACAGCUUCAACUCGGUCGAUCUGUCCAUCGCCAUACAAGAUAUUGGAGAUAGCAAGAUAGAGGUGAUCGGGCUGGAGAACUGCCUGCACAUGGGCCAGGUGCGGACCGGGCUGCGCGCGUCCGGCCGCCGGCUGGCCCAGUGCAGCGAGGUAAUAAUGACCACCAAGAAAACCUUUCCGAUGCAGAUCGACGGUGAGCCCUGGAUGCAGGGCCCUUGCACGAUUAAACUCACACACAAAAAUCAAGUGCCAAUGCUGAUGGCGCCCCGGUCGGAGAAGGGUAGCGGCUUCUUUAGCUUCCUGAAGAGAUGACUCACGAGAAAGGCAAACAGCGACGCCGUCCCGAUUGAGGCCUAGUGAGCACGGGUCCAACGGAGCGCGUCCCUUACCGUUUGCAACCCCGGGCAGCCAACUGUCGCCAGCAGCCUGCACAUUACUGGUCAGCGGGGACAGUACGAAAACUGAUAGCUUUAAUCUAGUGAACCACAACACCCGGCGUGUUGAUCCCAGCCCAGUACGUAUCGCGGUGGGUGCGACUGGUUCUUCAUGAAAAAUCUUUUUUGAAAUAAUACCAUCGCCAACAAAUCAUUCACGCGAGCGACCGAGCUAGGGUCUUUUCGAGCUCAUUAUCGUUUACAAAACCCUCCAACACACAACACAUACUAACCGCGACCAAUGUCUAGUACAAAAAUGUUGAGGAACUAAUCAAAACAUUAUCCCCCGGAGGAGGUGCAUGGUUCACGACCCGCCUGGAAGUAGUCUGAGGUAAUCAAAAAGAGGUGUCGAUCAUUGGAAGCUGCUGUUCGUAUCAUCCUCAUGUCAUCUCUACACCGCUCUCUACACACAGCUCAUUACGCACACAAUGCUUGGCGGAGCAGCACAAGAUCCUUACCAGUCUAGUGGGGAUGCUGCGCUAGAGCUAUGAUCUGUUUCAAUCCUUACUAUUACCAUAACUUUUAGCAUCUAAGCGCCUGUGGUAAACGAUGUGUACCCGUAUGUAUCGCUGUGGCCGUUUAUAUGUUUUACUCUUGUUCGUCAAACGAACUCGAAGCUGUUGUUACUCAUAGUGUGAUAGCCUUCCAACUGUUAUACGUUAUCAUCGUUCAUCGUGUAGUCGUACAGUUCACCUUCACUUGGAAUGUUGAACACACAUACACUUACACACACAUACACACAUAAACGAGCAUCUUAGCUGUUAUAUUGCACGCGCAUGGUAUCAUCUCGUGAGCAAACCAGUUUACGCUCCUAAUCUCAUCGAUGGAAUCAAGUGGAUCUGUGGUACUGUGUUUAUCCAAGUCAAAGUAUUAGUUGAGAAUAUACACAACCCCUUUACUAUAAUAUACCACAACAACUACAAUUAUAUUUACUCAUAUUAUUAUAGCAUAUACAUAUACCGAUACAUGAAGGCGCACCCCUAUACUAUAUCGUGGUGUACGCUUAUCGUACAAACAAUUACACACACACAGAAACUAAAAACAAAACUAAACUAAAUGCGACAGAAAGUAAUGUUCGACCGCGCUGCGCUAUUGUGACUGGUUCAUGUGCUUUAAAUACAGAGGGAAUCUUUGACGGUCCUGUGGGAUUGAGCUCGGUGGAUGGAGUUAUGGCAGGAGUACGCGCAACGCAGGAAAAAGCCCUUUUUUCGGUUCAUAAUAUAGCAUAUAUAACCUCUCUAUCUCUCUUCGACCAACACCGUAUACAUAUCUUUGGACAGGAAAAGGAAAAGUCGUUACCAUUUUUUAGUAGUACCUCCUGUACGUAGCCAAUAUCUGUCUUGCACAAUGGAAGAAUGCUCUUAAAAUUGGCAGCUUGAUCGGUUCUCUUGGUUUUUAUUAUUUCUGUUGGCGAACUCUAGCUGACUAAUUCCAUCUAUUCCAGUUCAUCCAGGAUACAGUAUUUCUAAUGAAACGUCUAAUUAAACUGUGUAAAGGAAGUUAGAGCUCUAACCUAUUGGAUAUACGUUUUUAAUUAAUUACUAGCAAGUGCACAUACUAAUCGAAAAUGAUGGACUACGGUAGUGAGAAACAGACUCGUUUAAUCUCACUUUAAAAAAGUAAAAGCGACUCCAAAAUAAACCCAAACAAAAGCACAGGGGAACGGUUUGUAAAUAGAAAAUGUAUGAAACUAUCGGAACAAACUUAACCUCCUAGUUGUAAGAUAUUGUUUGCAAUUGCAUUCGCAAACUAACGACUACAUUAACGGAACCGUUUCAUAUAAGGCCUGUGUGUGUGUGUGAGUGCGCGCGUGUAAAGAAUCUCAAGUACCGCACCGCAAUACUCUGCCAUCGUGUUUUGUGUACUUGUAUGGUGUGUAUGUAUGAAUAGGUGUAACAUUUAGGGGUGAAAGAUAACAAAAAAAAAACCCCACUGAAACUUAAACAAGCGUACAACAUGCAAAAUUUAGUUCAACAUUCACAUCGCAUUCGCCGCAAACAUCAGCGCACAAACAAUUAAAACAUGCGCUGCAUCUUCAAUUUAGUUGGAAACGUUUUUAUUUUUUGUUUUUACUUCUUUAAAAGAGAGAAAAAACAAAACAAACACCACAGUAGCAGUUAACAAAGGAAACUACGAUUAAACGAUUAAUCAAAACACAGGUGGAAACACACAGUCGGAGCGGAGACGCGGCGUUGUCCCCGAGCACAAUUUAAUUGCGUACCGGGGAAGGCACAGGCCGUUGAACACAGGCACACUUGGUAGGCACGCUUCUGACACAGGGAGCGUGAGGAUAAGAAAGUAGGCUUAAGCCGUAUAAAAGCCGAAUACCACGCGCGAUAGUACGAAUGAUAUGUGUAACGAUAUAUAAUGAUAAUAAACCACUCAAAUUCUAAAGUAGCUUAAGAA
Molecule: messenger RNA, 6737 nt
Organism: Anopheles gambiae (African malaria mosquito)
Lineage: Eukaryota; Metazoa; Arthropoda; Insecta; Diptera; Culicidae
Gene: Dgk
Product: diacylglycerol kinase 1
Exons: 19
Coding region: 826-4209 (1127 amino acids)
Biological process (GO): lipid phosphorylation; intracellular signal transduction; diacylglycerol metabolic process
Cellular component (GO): plasma membrane
Molecular function (GO): ATP-dependent diacylglycerol kinase activity; calcium ion binding
Source: RefSeq, a predicted model, not a curated record